Molecule: messenger RNA, 447 nt
Organism: Prunus armeniaca (apricot)
Lineage: Eukaryota; Viridiplantae; Streptophyta; Magnoliopsida; Rosales; Rosaceae
Source: the annotation of a GenBank genome assembly
AUGGCAGAGGCAUUAACAGAAGCUCAGAUUUCUGAGUUCCAGGAAGCCUUUUGUCUAAUUGACAAGGAUUCAGAUGGCCUAAUUUCCUUGGAAGAACUAGCGACGGUGAUCCAAUCACUGGACGAGCAUCCCACAAAAGAAGAAAUCCAAGACAUGAUCAAUGAGGUUGGUGCUGAGGGAAAUGGGACAAUAGAUUGUGAAGAGUUCUUGAAUAUUAUGGCAAGAAAGAUGAAGGAAAAUGUUGCUGAGGAGCUGAAAGAAGCCUUCAAAGUAUUUGACAGAGACCAAGAUGGCUAUAUUUCAGCCUAUGAGUUGAGGCAAGUUAUGAUAAACUUGGGAGAAAGAUUGAGUGAUGAGGAGGCUGAGCAAAUGAUCAGAGAGGCUGAUGUAGAUGGUGAUGGUCUUGUUAGCUAUGAAGAAUUUGCAAGGAUAAUGAUGCUCAGUUGA